AACAGUUGAAAAGCGUUAUCCAUCAUCUUCAUUUAGUGAGCAAGGUUUCCAUGGAUUUCUUCCUGGGUAGCCCUCUUUCCAUCACAGCUUUAGCUAUAAUUCUGGGAGUUCUUACUGUUGGAAUUCUGGGUAGAAAAUUGAAGCAAAAGAAGAAGUAUCAUCCAAUUGGUGGCACAGUAUUCAAUCAGCUCCUCAACUUCAACAGAUUGCAUCAUUAUAUGACUGAUCUUGCUACCAAACAUAAGACUUACAGGUUGAUUUCCCCUUUUAGAAAUGAGGUUUACACUGCUUAUCCUCCCAAUGUUGAAUAUAUUCUUAAAACUAACUUCGAAAAUUAUGGCAAGGGCUGGUAUAAUUACGAAAUUCUUAGGGAUUUACUAGGGGAUGGAAUUUUCACAGUUGAUGGUGAUAAGUGGCGUCAACAGCGAAAGUUAUCUAGCUAUGAGUUCUCAACAAAAGUUCUGAGAGACUUUAGCAGUGUUGUUUUCAAGAGAAAUGUCGCAAAACUUGCUCAGAUUCUGUUUGAAGCUGCAAAUUCCAAUCAGAUAAUGGACAUGCAAGUUCUGUUUAUGAAAUCGACCUUAGAUUCUAUAUUCAAAGUUGCUUUUGGAGUUGAAUUAGACAGCAUGUGUGGAUCAAGCGAAGAAGGCGACCAUUUCAGCACUGCUUUUGAUGAUGCAAGUGCAAUGACCCUCUUUCGAUACGUUGAUGUUUCAUGGAAGAUCAAGAAGUUUCUUAAUAUUGGAUCAGAAGCUACAUUAAAGAAAAAAAUUGAAGUGGUUGACACUUUCGUAUACAAGCUAAUUCGUAACAAGAUUGAACAAAUGAGCAACCCACAAGAUGAUUCUUCUCAGAUGAAGAAAGAAGACAUUCUAUCAAGGUUUCUUCAAGUAACUGAGACUGAUCCAAAGUAUCUGCGAGAUAUAAUUCUAAACUUCAUAAUUGCUGGCAAAGACACAACAGCAACCACACUUUCGUGGUUUAUUUACAUGCUCUGCAAGCAUCCUGCUGUGCAGGAAAAAGUUGCACAAGAAGUGAAAGAAGCUACAAACGUUAAGGACAAUACAAACUUUGCUGAGUUUGCGGACAGUAUUACUGAAGAAUCUCAAGAACAGAUGUAUUAUCUUCAUGCAGCUAUAACUGAAACCCUUAGACUGUAUCCUGCUGUUCCAGUGGACGCGAAGAUAUGCUUUGCCGAUGAUACUUUGCCAGAUGGGUUCAAUGUGAGUAAAGGUGAUAUGGUAGCUUACCAACCUUAUGCAAUGGGCAGGAUGAAAUUCAUUUGGGGUGAUGAUGCAGAAGAAUUCAAACCGGAGAGAUGGUUAGAUGAGAAUGGAAUAUUUCAGAAAGAGAGCCCUUUCAAAUUUACAGCCUUCCAGGCGGGUCCAAGAAUUUGUCUCGGGAAGGAAUUCGCGUAUAGGCAGAUGAAGAUCUUCUCAGCAGUCCUGUUACACUUUUUCGAGUUCAAAUUGAGCAAUGAGAAGGCAAUUAUCAAUUACAGGACAAUGAUUAAUCUUCACAUGGAUGGAGGCCUCCAUGUUCGAAUCCUCCAAAGACGUGGAAGUUAACUUUGUAUCUAUUCUAUUGUAUAUUAAGCAAUGGACAUAAAGUCUGCAAAUAAUCAAAAGCUUUUAUUAGCUGAUACUACAGCUUCUUUAUGCUUA
This is a messenger RNA of Pistacia vera, 1664 nucleotides long. Its product is annotated as cytochrome P450 704C1-like. NCBI's taxonomy places the organism in Eukaryota, Viridiplantae, Streptophyta, Magnoliopsida, Sapindales, Anacardiaceae. The record is from RefSeq and is a predicted model, not a curated record. The coding region runs from base 51 to 1568 and encodes 505 amino acids. Gene Ontology annotation, molecular function: iron ion binding; monooxygenase activity; oxidoreductase activity, acting on paired donors, with incorporation or reduction of molecular oxygen. The transcript has 6 exons.